Molecule: messenger RNA, 3495 nt
Organism: Bicyclus anynana (squinting bush brown)
Lineage: Eukaryota; Metazoa; Arthropoda; Insecta; Lepidoptera; Nymphalidae
Product: microprocessor complex subunit DGCR8
Exons: 12
Coding region: 426-2339 (637 amino acids)
Biological process (GO): primary miRNA processing
Cellular component (GO): microprocessor complex
Molecular function (GO): double-stranded RNA binding; identical protein binding; heme binding
Source: RefSeq, a predicted model, not a curated record
UUUUAUUUUAAUAACCUGUUUGUAUUUCUGAUAAAAUAAUAUUUAGAACUGCUUAAAAUGUGUUACUACUGUGUUUAUUAUAAAGUUCAAAAAUUACACUUUAACAAAUAAGAUCUAUGUGAGUGAUUUGUUGAUCCCUGACUUGAAAUUUCGUAAAGGAUCCCUUUGUUUACAAGAUGGGAAAGCUCUCGUAGAAUCAUAGAUUUACGAGUCGGUAAUCAAAUCAAGAGUAUGUACAAUGUAGAUAUUAUUUAUUUAUGUGUAGCUAAAGUGAUAUGGUGUAAUAGGUAGCUACUAUAUCUUUCUCUUUACAUCGGAAAAUCGUUAAUCGUUUAUCGAUUGUGCUGUAGGUACGCGCCUGCUCCUCCAGCCACCAUUCUGUAGCUCAAAUCAUCGGUCCGGGCUGCGAAAAGGUAUUUGAUAAAAUGAGUGAAGAAACUGAAGACAUUACUCCACCAAGUAAGAAACACAAACCAGAAUCAAAAUUGUCAGAUGUGAAUGGAGAUGAUAUGCCAAUUGAUGAGGUCAAAACAGAAAGUUUUGUUAGUUCGAAGGAAAUACAAAAUUUGCAAGAGUUCAAAAUUCUAGAUGAGGUGAAAUCUAAUGAGAAUGACAGCAGUUUUGAAAACUCCGACAGCUCUGAUGAUAAAUCCGAAGGUUUGCCGGAGGAAGAAAUUGAAAAAAUGCUAGAUGAAGAUCUUCCAGAUGACUUUAAAAAAGCUCCAAAACCUAAAGAGCAGACAUUUAUCACCCGGACAAAAACUGUCCUUGAAGACAUAGGCGUUGACCAGUUUCAAUCUCUACCCUUGGAUUGGAUCACUCUGAAACAUCAGAGUGGAAUGCCUAUUUACUUUCAUAAGCCAUCACGUGUUUGCACGCUUUCCAAACCUUACUUCCUCGGGAGCAGUAACUGUCGUAAUCACGAUAUACCUAUAACCGCCAUACCUUGCUUGGCAUACAGACGCGGUUUAGAAGAGGUCGAAAAAGAAAAAGAAAUUGACCGUAAAGUAGAAGAACAAGUUAAAAAUCUGUCACAAAACGUGGCUAAAGAAAGCAUGGAAUCUGUUGCCAAAAGUGAUGUGAAUACGGUAUCAGAUGUGACUAAAGAGGGAGCGGAGACAACUAAAGAGGAAGCUAUGCCUCUAUUGGCUGAUAAAGAAGAUCAAAAGGAUAAAGUGUGUGACGAUACUUCCAAUGUCGAUGUACCGAUGAGUAGACAGCCAGUGAUUCUGCCGAGUGGGGACGUUAUACCGGCGCCGCGUGUCCAAAACAUCAACAACAAUUGGAACAAACAGCACUUGACUCCUGAACAGCUCAAUGACUACUGCAAAAAACUCUUUAAGUUUAAGACAGUACAAAGUCUACAAUUUAAAACUUGGUUAGCACGUCGAAGAUUUGUAAAAGCAAAGAAAGCAUUACAAUAUCCGAAAAUGCCAGAAGGGGCGAAGCUCAUCAGUAUACCAGUAGGAAAUUCCGGACAAGAUAAAGACGGGAAGGGUGCCAAGCGCAACUGGGUCAUGAACAUGAACAGCAACAGCUGCCUGUCGGUGUUCCACGAAUACGUCAACCGCGCGCUGCACAAACAGCCGGUCUACGAAUACAAACACAUCGAGAACGCUUCCACGCCCUACGAAGCGUCGGUGACAAUCGGCGGCAUAAAGUACGGCGUGGGCCACGGCUCCAGCAAGCGGCAGGCCAAGAGCGCCGCCGCGCGCGCCUCGCUGAAUGUCCUCAUCCCCGAGGUGGGCGAACAGUUGGAAGAUCCCCCCGCGCGCUCCAGCAAACAAACUGACUUUGAGUUUUAUGACGACGUGGGCAUCAAAGACCCCCGCGUGGCCGAGUUCUGCGCCACGACGGGCGAGCCGUCGCCGCACGCCAUCCUGCGCACGUGUCUGCUACGGAACUUCGGCGCUAGCGACCGCCACAUCCACACCGAGUCGAAGACAGUAGCGGGCCAGGAUAUCGAGAUGACCAUGAAGGUGGGGAAACACAGCGCGACCGUCAUCUGCAGAAACAAGAAGGCUGCCAAACAACAAGCUGCCCAGGCCAUCUUGCAGGAGUUGCACCCCCACGUUGGUUCAUGGGGCUCCCUUCUCCGUCUCUACGGCUCCAACUCUGGGCAAAGCUCUAAAGAAAAGAAGCAUGAGGAACAGGAAAUAACCCUUCUGCAAGACAAAGCACGUCGCAACCAGCCCAACUACGCUGUGUUGGAUAGACUGCGCGCCGAGAUGAGGAAGCUGCGCGAACGGGAUGAGUCUGUGGUCCCCAUCGGCACCUUAUUAGUCAAAGAGGAUCUGCCAACUAACUCAGGAUCUGACCUGAACAAUGUUACCCUCUAAAUGUUUACUAUUUAAACUCAUAAUUUAUCUAACAUUAACAUUUUGAUCUCUUAUGCAUCCACUAUGUAGUUGUGAAGUUAUUGUAUUUUACCAUUGACCUCUUAUAAUAAAAGGACGCACAAUCAUGUGCAAAAUUUCACUUAAAAACUCGCCAAUUUUGCUUUGACAGUUUUAGAAUUAUUGGUAAAGAAAAUUAUACCUAACAGCCUUUAAAUAUAGUCCAAUAUUCAAUAAAAUCCCAAGUUCAGAGCAAAUGCAACCUUAAGGUUUGAGUUUAGGGUUGAAUUACGACUACUUGAAUUGAGCGCCAAGUUGUGUUUGGCGCUCAUUGAGUGGGGACGUUUUUUGAUCGCUGAUUGUGCAUCCACUUUUCAUAUGAGAUCGAUGUAUUUUACUCAACAAUAUUGUAUUCAGCUUAGCAACAUUAUUAAUCAAGUUGCUGAGCAAAUUAUGUGUAUGAAUCGUAGUUUUUUAUGUAUUUAUAGUUUUUUUUUAAUUUAGUUUAAAUUAAAAUAAACUAUAAAUAAAUAAAAUUAUUUUAAUUAAAUAUUAAACAAUUUAUUUUAAUUAGUAAUUAGUAAUUUAUUUCUUUACUUCAAGUAAGCUUUAUUUUUACAUUCCAUAAAAAUACCUAAGAUUAGUAUAGUUUGUCAGAGUAGUGACUUUAUCACAAGUUUAAAAAACAGAUUCUAUUUAUAUAUUUGGUUACAUUUAUUUAUAAUUUAUAUAGUUAUAAUAUGUCAUAUAUGUAUGCAUGUUUUGGCUGGUGGGAGACUUCGGCCGUGGCAAGUUUCCACCCUACCGACAAAGACGUACUGCCAAUCGAUUUAGCGUUCUGGUCCAAUGCAGUGUAAAAACCGAAUGGAGUGUGGAUUUUCAUCCUACUUCUAACAAGUUAGCCCUCUUCCAUCUUAGAUUGCAUCAUCACUUACCAUCAGGUGAGAUUGUAGUCAAGGGCUAACUUAGUAAAAAAGGGUAAAUAAUAAAAAAAAGAAAAAACAAAAUAUAUGAUAUAUACUUGAAUUAUAAAUAAAUGUUUCACGAAUACAAUUAAUUUUUAAUCUUAAAUGUAUCUUUAAUCUUAAUCUUUAAAUUAAUAUUCUCAAUUAGAGAAAUUGAUGUCAGUGUAACUUUUAAAAAUAAAUCAGUAGUCAAA